This is a messenger RNA of Aedes albopictus (Asian tiger mosquito), 1395 nucleotides long. It is a transcript of the gene wupA, whose product is annotated as troponin I. The coding region runs from base 192 to 803 and encodes 203 amino acids. NCBI's taxonomy places the organism in Eukaryota, Metazoa, Arthropoda, Insecta, Diptera, Culicidae. The record is from RefSeq and is a predicted model, not a curated record. Gene Ontology annotation, biological process: muscle contraction. Gene Ontology annotation, cellular component: troponin complex. The transcript has 9 exons.
GAUGAUCGUGUCGUCGUGAUCUCGCAGCCGAGAGCCCCCGUGAUCGGGCCAAAAUUGUUGCAGUGAAAAUAGUCAGCCUUUAUUCUUCGGAUUGAUCAGUAUUCUUUCCGAGAUCCGAGAGUUUUGCGUGAUUCAAUCUUCCUUUUUUUCUGUAGUUGAGACUUAGCUCCUAACACCACCCAACAACAACCAUGGCUGAUGAUGAGGCAAAGAAGGCCAAACAGGCCGAAAUCGAGCGCAAGCGUGCUGAGGUGCGCAAGCGUAUGGAGGAGGCCUCCAAGGCAAAGAAGGCCAAGAAGGGUUUCAUGACUCCAGAAAGAAAGAAGAAACUCAGGUUGUUGUUGCGUAAGAAAGCCGCCGAAGAACUGAAGAAAGAACAGGAGCGUAAAGCAGCGGAACGUAGGCGCAUCAUCGAGGAGCGAUGCGGCAAGCCCAAGAACAUCGAAGAUGCCAACGAAGACGUGUUGAGAGACAUUGUUAAAGAAUAUUUCGACCGUAUGUAUACAUGUGAAGGCCAAAAAUGGGAUUUGGAAUUCGAAGUCCGGAAAAGAGAUUGGGAGAUUUCCGACCUGAACGCCCAAGUCAACGACCUUCGCGGUAAAUUCGUCAAGCCCACGCUGAAGAAGGUCUCCAAGUACGAGAACAAAUUCGCCAAGCUGCAGAAGAAGGCCGCCGAAUUCAACUUCCGCAACCAGCUCAAGGUUGUCAAAAAGAAGGAAUUCACCCUGGAAGAGGAAGAUAAGGAGAAGAAACCCGAUUGGUCCAAGAAGGGCGACAAGGAGGAGGAGGAGGCUGCCGCCUAAGUCUUGACUCAUCGUUGGAAAACCGCUUCCCUCCCGCAUCGAUCUUGAGAGGGCUCGGCUGAAAACCACUGAGAAAAUCCAAAUCAAAAGCAUUCACACUUCACCUCUUUUUUUAUAAAAUCCAACCCAAAAAAAUCCCCACUCGAUCGAUUUGGACUGACCACGCUUGUCUUCAACUACCCGCCCGCACCCCCGCCUGAAGGCGGGAGGGAGGAGGAUCCCGGACGACCCGAACCCGAACGAACUCUUGCUAUUGCUGCUCUGCCGGACAACUCUGGAACAUUUCUUGGCCCAACAUCCCAUAGGGCAAAACCCCUUGAUAAUAGUUUCUUUAUAAUAUAAUGACUUUACACCGCUGACUGUGGAGAUGUACACAAUUAGGGAAAUAAAUCGAACUAAGAAUACGGAUUUUAGUUUAGUUUGUAGUACCAUCAUCUCAUGUGAAGAAAACUAGGCUAAGAUAUGCAAAGACGAACAUGUCUCCCGCGUUGUUGUUGGCAGUCUCUCACUCUCUGUAAUGUUCCAAUUUUGUUGAGGUUUCUAGUACUGUACACUUUUUCAGUAAAACUUUUAUUUUGUAAUAUAAAGAAAA